UUUUCGGUUAUAUCAGCAGAUCAUUUCAAGAUCUUUUUUUUUAAUUUAAUUACUAAUAUUAGACAUGGAAAGGGGAAUUAAUUUAACAAAACCAAGCCUGUGGAAUAUAUGGAUUGUUAUUCUCAGCCUUUUCCUUUUAGAAAAAACAGACGCAUCCACAAUGGAAUCGUCAGCAAUAUCGUCAACACAAGUAACACCUGAAACACUUUGGACAAGUACAAUGUCACAAACUACUUCAAAGGAAAUAACAAAUGGGAGCAGAGAGACAACUACUAUAUUUUCAACAACUCAACAUGCUACGAGUGUUACUUCACAAAUAAUUACAACAAGAACUGCAGCAAGCACUACACAAACAAUAUUACCAAAGGAAACAACUGUAUCAACAACAGCCAUACCAGAAACUAAUAGAAUGGCCUCGACUACUGUACAAAAUACUGCUAAAGUAAAAUCUACAUUGAUACCCACAACAAUAGGGGUUACAACACAGUUAGUAACCAGUACAUUACCUACAACAGAAACAAAGGAGACAAUGUUACUUAAAACAACCAUGUCAGUAACAAGCACAGUACCAUCCACAGUGCCAGAAAGUAGACCAGCAACAAGCUCAAUUUCAACUGACUCAACAACACCAACUACAGCAUUUUCAUUAAUAAGCACCAUCCAAUCUAAAUUACCAAAAGAAACAACUGAACUAACAUCCUCAUCUAUAAUUAACACAAUACCAGCUACAACAUUAGAAAGCAUACCAACAAGUUCUACUUCAACUAAGUCCAUGACAGUAGUGACUAUAUCAUCAGCAACUAUUACUUCAACUGAAUCAACAAUUCCAACUACAGCACCUUCAUUAACAAGCACUACAUCAUCAAUGUCACCAAAGGAAAUGACUGUACCAACAACAUUCAUGUCAAUACCUGUCACAAUACCUUCUACAACAUCAGCAGAAAACACAUUAACAAUUACUGCUUCAACUGAAUCAAGUCCAACUCAAGCUCUUUUAUUAAUGAGCACUACACCAACAGUAACAAAGGAAACAACUGUACAAACAACAUUGUCAGUACCUAGCACAAUGCCUUCUAUAACAUCAGCAAAAAGCAGAUUAACAAGUUCUGUUAUAACUGAGUCAACAAGUCCAACUCCAGCUCUUUCAUUAAUGAGCACUAUAUCAACAACAGUACCAAAAGAAACAACUGUAGAAACAGCAUUGUUGUCAGUACUUAGCACAAUGCCUUCUACAACAUCGGCAGAAAGCACAUUAACAAGUACUGCUUCAACUGAGUCAACAGGUCCAACUCCAGCUCUUUUAUUAAUGAGCACUAUACCAACAACACCACCAAAGGAAACAACUGUACAAACAACACUGUUGUCAGCACCUAGCACAAUGCCUUCUACAACAUCAGCAGAAAGCAAACUAACAAGUACUGCUUCAAAUGAGUCAACAAGUCCAACUAUAGCUGUUUUAUUAAUGAGCACUACACCAACAACAGUACCGAAGGAAACAACUGUACAAACAAUAUUGUUGUCAGUACCUAGCACUACACCUUCUACAACAUCAGCAGAAAUCACAUUAACAAGUACUGCUUCAACUGAGUCAACAACUCCAACUCCAGCUCUUUUAUUAAUGAGCACCACACCAACAAUAGUACCAAAGGAAACAAGUCUACAAACAACAUUGUUGUCAAUACCUAGCACAACACCUUCUACAACAUCAACAGAAAGCACAUUAAUAAGUACUGCUUCAACUGGGUCAACAACUCCAACUCCAGCUCUUUUAUUAAUGAGCACCACACCAACAACAGUACCAAAGGAAACAAGUGCACAAACAACAUUGUUGUCAGUACCUAGCACAAUGCCUUCUACAAUAUCAGCAGAAAGCACAUUAACAAGUACUGCUUCAACUGAGUUAACAAGUCCAACUCCAGCUCUUUUAUUAAUUAGCACCACACCAACAACAGUACCAAAAGAAACAACUGUACAAACAACAUUCAUGUCAGUACCUAGCACAAUGCCUUCUACAACAACAACAAUAGGAAGCACAUUAACAAGUACUGCUUCAAUUGAGUCAACAACCCCAACUCCUGCUCUUUUAUUAAUGAUCACCACACCAACAACAGUAUCAAAGGAAACAACUGUACAAACAACAUUGUUGCCAGUACCUAGCACAAUGCCUUCUACAACAUCAGCAGAAAGCACAAUAUCAGGUACUGCUUCAACUGAGUCAGCAACUCCAACUCCAGCUCUUUUAUUAAUGAGCACUACACCAACAAUAGUACCAAAGGAAACAAGUCUACAAACAACAUUGUUGUCAGUACCUAGCAUAACACCUUCUACAACAUCAGCAGAAAGCACAUUAACAAGUACUGCCUCAACUGAGUCAACAAGUCCAACUACAGCUCUUUUAUUAAUGAGCACCACACCAACAGCACCAAAGGAAACAACUGUACAAACAAACUUGUUGUCAGUACCUAGCACAAUGCCUUCUACAAUAUCAACAGAAAGCACAUUAACAAGUACUGCUUCAAGUGAGUCAACAACUCCAACUCCAGCUCUUUUAUUAAUGAGCACCACACCAACAACAGGACUGAAGGAAACAACUGUACAAACAUUGAUAUCAGUACCUAGCACAAUGCCUUCUACAACAACAAAAACAGGAAGCACAUUAAGUAUUGCUUCAACUGAGUCAACAAGUCCAACUACAGCUCUUUUAUUGAGCACCAUACCCACAACCGUACCAAAGGAAGCGACUGUACAAACAACAUUGUUGUCAGGACCUAGCACAAUGCCUUCUACAACAUCAGCAGAAACCACAUUAAGAAGUACUGCUUCAACUGAGUCAACAAGUCCAACUACAGCUCUUUUAUUAAUGAGCACGACACCAACAACACCACCAAAGGAAACAACUGUACAAACAACAUUGUUGUCAGUACCUAGCACUACUCCUUCUACGACAUCAGCAGAAAGCACAUUAACAAGUACUGCUUCAACUGUGUCAACAACUCCAACUCCAGUUCUUUUAUUACUGAGCACUACACCAACAACAGUACCAAAGGAAACAAGUGUACAAACAACAUUCAUGUCAGUACCUAGCACAAUGCCUUCUACAACAACAACAAUAGGAAACACAUUAACAAGUACUGCUUCAAUUGAGUCAACAACCCCAACUCCUGCUCUUUUAUUAAUGAUCACCACACCAACAACAGUAUCAAAGGAAACAACUGUACAAACAACAUUGUUGCCAGUACCUAGCACAAUGCCUUCUACAACAUCAGCAGAAAGCACAUUAACAAGUACUGCUUCAACUGAGUCAACAACUCCAACUCCAGCUCUUUUAUUAAUGAGCACCACACCAACACUAGUACCAAAGGAAACAAGUCUACAAACAACUAUGUUGUCAGUACCUAGCAUAACACCUUCUACAACAUCAACAGAAAGCACAUUAACAAGUACUGCCUCAACUGAGUCAACAAGUCCAACUACAGCUCUUUUAUUAAUGAGCACCACACCAACAGCACCAAAGGAAACAACUGUACAAACAAACUUGUUGUCAGUACCUAGCACAAUGCCUUCUACAAUAUCAGCAGAAAGCACAUUAACAAGUACUGUUUCAACUGAGUCAACAACUCCAACUCCAGCUCUUUUAUUAAUGAGCACCACACCAACAAUAGUACCAAAGGAAACAAGUCUACAAACAACAUUGUUGUCAGUACCUAGCACAACGCCUUCUACAACAUCAGCAGAAAGCACAUUAACAAGUACUGCCUCAACUGAGUCAACAAGUCCAACUACAGCUCUUUUAUUAACGAGCACCACACCAACAGCACCAAAGGAAACAACUGUACAAACAAACUUGUUGUCAGUACCUAGCACAAUGCCUUCUACAAUAUCAACAGAAAGCACAUUAACAAGUACUGCUUCAAGUGAGUCAACAACUCCAACUCCAGCUCUUUUAUUAAUGAGCACCACACCAACAACAGGACUAAAGGAAACAACUGUACAAACAACAUUGAUAUCAGUACCUAGCACAAUGCCUUCUACAACAACAAAAACAGGAAGCACAUUAAGUACUGCUUCAACUGAGUCAAGUCCAACUCCAGCUCUUUUAUUAAUGAGCACCACACCCACAACCGUACCAAAGGAAGCGACUGUACAAACAACAUUGUUGUCAGGACCUAGCACAAUGCCUUCUACAACAUCAGCAGAAACUACAUUAAGAAGUACUGCUUCAACUGAGUCAACAAGUCCAACUACAGCUCUUUUAUUAAUGAGCACGACACCAACAACACCACCAAAGGAAACAACUGUACAAACAACAUUGUUGUCAGUACCUAGCACAAUGCCUUCUACAACAUCAGCAGAAAGCACAUCAACAAGUACUGCUUCAACUGAGUUAACAAGUCCACCUCCAGCUCUUUUAUUAAUUAGCACUACACCAACAGCAGUACCAAAGCAAACAACUGUACAAACAACAUUGUUGUCAGUACCUAGCACUACUCCUUCUACGACAUCAGCAGAAAGCACAUUAACAAGUACUGCUUCAACUGUGUCAACAACUCCAACUCCAGCUCUUUUAUUAAUGAGCACCUCACCAGCAAUAGUACCAAAGGAAACAAGUCUACAAACAACAUUGUUGUCAGUACCUAGCAUAACACCUUCUACAACAUCAGCAGAAAGCAUAUUAACAAGUACUGUCUCAACUGAGUCAACAAGUCCAACUACAGCUCUUUUAUUAACUAGCACCACACCAACAACAGUGCCAAAGGUAACAACUGUGCAAACAAACUUGUUGUCAGUACCUAGCGCAAUGCCUUCUACAAUAUCAACAGAAAGCACAUUAACAAGUACUGCUUCAAGUGAGUCAACAACUCCAACGCCAGCUCUUUUAUUAAUGAGCACCACACCAACAACAGGACUAAAGGAAACAACUGUACAAACAACAUUGAUAUCAGUACCUAGUACAAUUCCUUCUACAACAACAAAAACAGGAAGCACAUUAACAAGUACUGCUUCAACUGAGUCAACAAGUCCAACUACAGCUCUUUUAUUGAGCGCCACACCAACAACCGUACCAAAGGAAGCGACUGUACAAACAACAUUGUUGUCAGGACCUAGCACAAUGCCUUCUACAACAUCAGCAGAAACCACAUUAAGAAGUACUGCUUCAACUGAAUCAACAAGUCCAACUACAGCUGUUUUAUUAAUGAGCACUACACCAACAACACCACCAAAGGAAACAACUGUACAAACAACAUUGUUGUCAGUACCUAGCACAAUGCCUUCUACAACAUCAGCAGAAAGCACAUCAACAAGUACUGCUUCAACUGAGUUAACAAGUCCACCUAUAGCUCUUUUAUUACUUAGCACUACACCAACAACAGUACCAAAGGAAACAACUGUACAAACAACAUUGUUGUCAGUACCUAGCACUACUCCUUCUACAUCAUCAGCAGGAAGCACAUUAACAAGUACUGCUUCAACUGUGUCAUCAACUCCAACUCCAGUUCUUUUAUUACUGAGCACCACACCAACAACAGUACCAAAGGAAACAAGUGUACAAACAACAUUCAUGUCAGUACCUAGCACAAUGCCUUCUACAACAACAGCAGGAAGCACAUUAACAAGUACUGCGUCAAUUGAGUCAACAACCCCAACUCCUGCUCUUUUAUUAAUGAUCACUACACCAACAACAGUACCAAAGGAAACAACUGUACAGACAACAUUGUUGCCCGUACCUAGCACAAUGCCGUCUACAAUAUCAGCAGAAAGCACAUUAACAAGUACUGCUUCAACUGAGUCAACAACUCCAACUCCAGCUCUUUUAUUAAUGAGCACCACGCCAACAAUAGUACCAAAGGAAACAAGUCUACAAACAACAUUGUUGUCAGUACCUAGCACAACACCUUCUACAACAUCAGCAGAAAGCAUAUUAACAAGUGCCGCCUCAACUGAGUCAACAAGUCCAACUCCAGCUCUUUUAUUAACGAGCACCACACCAACAAGAGUGCCAAAGGAAACAACUGUACAAACAAACUUGUUGUCAGUACCUAGCACAAUGUCUUCUACAAUAUCAACAGAAAGCACAUUAACAAGUACUGCUUCAAGUGAGUCAACAACUCCAACUCCAGCUCUUUUAUUAAUGAGCACCACACCAACAACAGGACUAAAGGAAACAACUGUACAAACAACAUUGAUAUCAGUACCUAGUACAAUUCCUUCUACAACAACAAAAACAGGAAGCACAUUAACAAGUACUUCUUCAACUGAGUCAACAAGUCUAACUACAGCUCUUUUAUUGAGUACAACACCAACAACCAUACCAAAGGAAGCAACUGUACAAACAACAUUGUUGUCAGUACCUAGCACAAUGCCUUCUACAACCUUAGCAGAAACCACAUUAAGAAGUACUGCUUCAACUGAGUCAACCAGUCCAACUACAGCUGUUUUAUUAAUGACCACUACACCAUCAACACCACCAAAGGAAACAAGUGUACAAACAUCAUUGUUGUCAGUACCUAGCACAAUGCCUUCUACAACAUCAGCAGAAAGCACAUCAAUAAGUACUGCUUCAACUGAGUCAACAAGUCCAACUCCAGCUCUUUUAUUAACGAGCACUACACCAAUGACAGUACUAAAGGAAGCAACUGUACAAACAACAUUGUUGUCAGUACAUAGCACAAUACCUUCUACAAUAUCAGCAGAAAGCACAUUAACAAGUACUGCCUCAACUGAGUCAACAAGUCCAACUCCAGCUCUUUUAUUAAUUAGCACUACACCAACAACAGUACCAAAGGAAACAAGUGUACAAACAACAUUGUUGUCAGUACCUAGCACAAUGCUUUCUACAACAACAACAACAGGAAGCACAUUAACAAGUACUGCUUCAACUGAGUCAACAACUCCAACUCCAGCUCUUUUAUUAAUGACCACUACACCAACAACAGUACCAAAAGAAACAACUGUACAAACAACAUUCAUAUCAGUACCUAGCACAACACCUUUUAAAACAUCAGCAGAAAGCACAUUAACAAGUACUGCCUCAACUGAGUCAACAAGUCCAACUCCAGCUCUUUUAUUAAUUAGCACUACACCAACAACAGUACCAAAGGAAACAAGUGUACAAACAACAUUGUUGUCAGUACCUAGCACAAUGCUUUCUACAACAACAACAACAGGAAGCACAUUAACAAGUACUGCUUCAACUGAGUCAACAACUCCAACUCCAGCUCUUUUAUUAAUGACCACUACACCAACAACAGUACCAAAGGAAACAACUGUACAAGCAACAUUCAUAUCAGUACCUAGCACAACACCUUCAACAAUAUCUGCAGAAAACACAGUAACAAGUCCUGCUUCAAUUGUGUCAACUUCUUCAACUCCAGCUCUUUUAUUAAUGAGCACCACACCUACAACACUACCAAAGGAAACAACUGUACAAACAACAUUGUUGUCAGUACUUAGCACAAUGCCUUCUACAACAUCAGCAGAAAGCACAAUAUCAAGUACUGCUUCAACUGAGUCAAAAACUCCAACUCCACCUCUUUUAUUAAUGAGCACCACACCAACUACACCACCAAAGGAAAUAACUGUACAAGCAACAUUGUUGUCAGUACCUAGCACAAAGUAUUCUACAAUAUCAGCAGAAAGCACAUUAACAAGUACUGCUUCAACUGUGUCAACAACUCCAACUCCAGCUCUUUUAUUAAUGAGCACCACGCCAACAAUAGUACCAAAGGAAACAAGUCUACAAACAGCAUUGUUGUCAGUACCUAGCACAACACCUUCUACAACAUCAGCAGAAAGCACAUUAACAAGUACUGCUUCAACUGUGUCAACAACUCCAACUCCAGCUCUUUUAUUAAUGAGCACCACGCCAACAAUAGUACCAAAGGAAACAAGUCUACAAACAGCAUUGUUGUCAGUACCUAGCACAACACCUUCUACAACAUCAGCAGAAAGCACAUUAACAAGUACUGCUUCAACUGUGUCAGCAACUCCAACUCCAGCUCUUGUAUUAAUGAGCACCACGCCAACAAUAGUACCAAAGGAAACAAGUCUACAAACAGCAUUGUUGUCAGUACCUAGCACAACACCUUCUACAACAUCAGCAGAAAGCACAUUAACAAGUACUGCUUCAACUGUGCCAGCAACUCCAACUCCAGCUCUUGUAUUAAUGAGCACCACACCAACAACAGUACCAAAGGAAACAAGUGUACAAACAACAUUCAUGUCAGUACCUAGCACAAUGCCUUCUACAAUAUCAGCAGAAACCACAUUAAGAAGUACUGCAUCAACUGAGUCAACAACUCCAACUCCAACUCUUUUAUUAAUGAGCACCACAUCAAAAACAGUACCAAAGGAAACAAGUCUACAAACAACAUUCAUGUCAGUACCUAGCACAAUGUCUUCUACAAUAUCAGCAGAAAGCACAGUAACAAGUACUGCUUCAACUGUGUCAAGAAGUCCAACUCCAGCUCUUUUAUUAAUGAGCACCACACCAACAGUACCAAAGGAAACAACUGUACAAACAACAUUGUUGCCAGUACCUAGCACAGUACCUUCUACAACAUCAGCAGAAAGCACAUUAACAAGUACUGCUUCAACUGAGUCAACAACUCCAACUCCAGCUCUUUUAUUAAUGAGCACCUCACCAGCAAUAGUACCAAAGGAAACAACUGUAAAAACAACAUUGUUGCCCGUACCUAGCACAAUGCCGUCUACAAUAUCAGCAGAAAGCACAAUAUCAGGUACUGCUUCAACUGAGUCAACAACUCCAACUCCAGCUCUUUUAUUAAUGAGCACCACGCCAACAAUAGUACCAAAGGAAACAAGUCUACAAACAACAUUGUUGUCAAUACCUAGCACAACACCUUCUACAACAUCAGCAGAAAGCACAUUAACAAGUGCCGCCUCAACUGAGUCAACAAGUCCAACUCCAGCUCUUUUAUUAAUGAGCACCACGCCAACAAUAGUACCAAAGGAAACAAGUCUACAAACAACAUUGUUGUCAAUACCUAGCACAACACCUUCUACAACAUCAGCAGAAAGCACAUUAACAAGUACUGUCUCAACUGAGUCAACAACUCCAACUCCAGCUCUUUUAUUAAUGAGCACCACGCCAACAAUAGUACCAAAGGAAACAAGUCUACAAACAACAUUGUUGUCAAUACCUAGCACAACGCCUUCUACAACAUCAGCAGAAAGCACAUUAACAAGUACUGCUUUAACUGAGUCAACAACCCCAACUCCAGCUAUUUUAUUAAUGAGCACCACACCAACAACAGUACCAAAGGAAACAAGUGUACAGACAGCAUUCAUAUCAGCACCUAGCACAAUGCCUUCUACAAUAUUAGCAGAAAGCUCAUUAACAAGUACUGCUUCAUCUGUGUCAACAACUCCAACUCCAGCUCUUUUAUUAAUGAUCACCACACCAACAACAGUACCAAAGGAAACAACUGUAAAAACAACAUUGUUGUCAGUACCUAGCACAGUACCUUCUACAACAUCAGCAGAAAGCACAAUAUCAAGUACUGCUUCAACUGAGUCAAAAACUCCAACUCCAGCUCUUUUGUUAAUGAGCACCACACCAACAACAGUACCAAAGGGAACAACUGUACAAACAACAUUGUUGUCAGUAGUUUCUACUACAAAUCCUGCAUCAACACAAGCUACUGUUAUGGCUUUGCCCACUUCUGGAGGUAGCAAUGUGACAGCAAGAUUAAUAAGCAGCUUUCCUUCUACACCAGCGCCUCUAGAAAUUAAGAUAACAAAUCACACAACAGAAACAACAACUACUACUUUGAGUACUUUACAAGUAACAACAAUAGCGGCAACCAUUGACGAAAACAUUGGAUUUCAAACUUUGAUUCCAGUUAAUCAGGGGCCACCUUUAAAUGGAACAACCGUUACUGUUGGAAAGAUGUCAGAAUCCACUUCAGUGUCUUCCACAACACUUCAAAAAAUGAAUACAAUGACAAGCAGGAGUGCAACUACUAAGACAAGUGUUCAACCUACAGAGAAGACAAAUGCAUUGAAUACAUCUGUACCAUCAGGCAUAAUUUUAGCAGCAUCUGGUACAACUUCUAUAACAACCACAAGUACAGUGCCACAGCCAUCUAUUCAGGUGACAAAUUUUCAGAGGACAUCCAUGUAUGAACCUACAGUAGUGUCCACUGUAUCAACAACAGAAAGCAAGGUAUCAAUAGGUUCACUACCCAGGAAGACAACAUAUUUUAUAGGUUCAACAGAAGCUGUUAGCAGUACUUUAUCAAAUGUACCAUUAAACAGUACUGAAAGUGGGCAACUGACAAAAGAGACAACUAGUGAAGUCUUCAUUGCUGCACAAGCAAAAAGCACCACGGCUUCAACAGUACAGGGAGCAGCAGGUAUAGCAAAUGAAACAGCAGCAUCUUCAGUAAGUCUUGGUACUGCAUCAACAACUGCACUUGAUGCAAAUUUGGCAUUAACUGAAAGUACUGGUCCAUCUGUGCCCUUUAUAGUCAAUACAACCUUACCUUCAACACCUGAAACAAUUAAAUCUGUAGCAUCAACUCUGAAAGCUAUUACAGUGUCCCCUGUGGUAGAAAAAGGAAGUACAGUGGAAUCCAGCAUCACAUCUGCUGCUAGCGGUCAUAUGUAUAAUACAGGUCCAUUAGGGCCUAUCACAGCAGAAGGAUCAAGGUCACUGCCAGCUGUUUCAGCUGUAUCUUCAGUGACCGAAGAGUUAAGCACUGUGAAACAGACAGCUACACAAGGAACAGCAAUACCAACAAUUUCACUGUCUACAGUUCUGACUACUGUUGGAGCCCCUGUUGUUCUGCCUGUAGUUCCUGUAUCUGCUCAGACCACUGCAAUGCCUGAAUCAACAUCAGGACGAAGUACUAAAACAGAAAGAUUAAUAAGCAGCUUCCCAGCCUCAUCACCUGAAACAACUAAAAUAAGUCCAACAACAGGAACAGCUGGUAUGUCUUCAGCUGCGACCGUAGAAGAAUACAUUGUAGCAAACACUGUUGCCCCCGUUCACCAGGGGCCAUCACUGAAUGUGACUACUGUGCCUGUAGUACAGCAAUCUAAUUCCUCUCUGGUACCUUCCACAGUGGUGUCCAUGUCAACAUUUGAAGGAGCCAAUGUUGCUACAAGUAGUAUACCAAGUAAAAUAGUUGUGUCUUCAGUCACAACAGCGGUGUCGACUACAAUUCCUGUAUUAUUAAGCACUUCCACUGCAUCAGUCAGUUUGGAACAGAAAGCUAGCAGCUUGACACAGUUUACAACAUUAAACUUGGAUCAAACAGUUACAAGAUUUACAAGUGGAAAACACUCUACAUUAUCUCUGGAAAGGGGAACAAGCUCUUCUUUAAUUGUUUCAGGGAAGACAACAGCAAAAGGCCCAGAAAACACAACAUUAGCAGAAAUAACAGAAGAAACUAUUGCUAAACAAACAGUGAAUCCAAUUGAUCAGAAGCCCCUUCUGAAUGCUACAGCUUUGCCAAACAUUACAGCUGUACAUGGAAGUACAUAUUCUUCAACAUCUGCAACAGAAGUAAUCAUUUUGGGAGUAGAAACCACUGCUGAAGUCAAAUACAGUACAACUUCAGUAUCCAGUCCUCUGACAGAAACAACAGCUUUAAAAGCAGCCAUUACUUAUCAAGCUUUCACUGCAAAUAUCACUAUAACAAAUAUGCAACUAACUGCAGACCUAAAUGAUUCUAAUUCAAGUGCCUACAAUGCUACAGUGGCAAACCUGACUGAGCUGCUAGAUCAAGUGUUUAGAAAGAGUUCCAUCAGUGCAAGAUUUAUUGGCUGUCAGAUUAAAGGAUUCAGACUUGAAUCUGCUAUGAAUGGGACUACUGUGGAUUCCUUAUGCACCAUCAGGAAUGAUUCAACAAGUCCAGCAUUUGACAGAGUUCAUGUCUACCGUGAUUUCAGUCAAGCAACCAAAAAUAUCACAGUACUGGGCCUAUACAUUCUUCAGCCAGACAGCCUCUAUGUGGAUGGAUACAAUGAAAAAGGGACAACAACCACAGUUCCAACAAGUUAUAAUGAGAAAACAACAGUGACAAGUGUUCCAGCAACUAUGAUGCCAACAGUUAACCUACAAGAUUUUACCGUAAACAUCACUAUAACAAAUAUACAGUUUUCUGCAGACCUAAAUAACUCUGCUUCACCUGUCUACAACUCCACAGUGGCAAACCUAACUCAAAUGCUAAAUGAAUUGCUCAGAAACACGAGCCUCAGCAGUGUAUUCCUGGGCUGCCAGAUCAAAGGGCUGAGACAAGGAUACAAUAUAUAUAGGACAACCAUGGAUGCUGUCUGCACAGUUAAGAACGAUUCAUCAAGUCUUCCAUUUGACAGAGUUAAAGUGUAUCAUGAGGUCAGUAACGCAACAAAUAAUAUCACAGCCCUGGGACCAUAUACCCUACAGCCUGACAGCCUCUUUGUAAAUGGUUAUAAUGAGAAACCUACUGUGACAUCUGCUCCUACAACUACGAUGCCAACAGUCAACCUACAAGGUUUUACUGUAAACAUCACUAUAACAAAUAUACAGUUUUCUGCAGACCUAAAUAAUUCUGCUUCACCUGUCUACAACUCCACAGUGGCAAACCUAACUCAAAUGCUAAAUGAAUUGCUCAGAAACACGAGCAUCAGCAGUGUAUUCCUGGGCUGCCAGAUCAAAGGGUUGAGACAAGGAUACAAUUUAUAUGGGACAACCAUGGAUGCUGUCUGCACAGUAAAGAAUGAUUCAUCAAGCCUUCCAUUUGACAGAGUUAAAGUGUAUCAUGAGGUCAGUGACGCAACAAAUAAUAUCACAGCCCUGGGACCAUAUACCCUACAUCCUGACAGCCUCUUUGUAAACGGUUAUAAUGAGAAAACUACUGUGACAUCUGCUCCUACAAUUACAACACCGGCAGUUAUUCUCCAAAGUUUUAUCGUAAACAUCACUGUAAUCAAUAUGCAGUUUUCUGCAGACCUAAGUAACUCAGCAUCACCAAACUAUAAUUCUACAGUGGCAAACUUGACUCAAACGCUAAAUAACUUCUUCAAAAGCACCAGUAUCAACAGUACAUUCAUCAGCUGUGAAGUCAAAGGAUUGAGGAAAGGAGACAGUACAAAUGGAACAACAGUUGAUGCCAUCUGUGUUAUUAAGAAUGAUUCAUCAAGUCCUGCAUUUGACAAAAUAGCCAUGUACAAUGAUGUGAGCCAAAGAACAAGGAAUAUUACAGCAUUGGGCCCUUAUACACUUCAGCCUGAUAGCCUCUACGUAAAUGGUUAUAAUGAGAGAAGAACAGUAACAACUACUCCAACAACCACGUUACCAGCAGUUAUCCUCCAAGGUUUCACUGUAAACAUCACUGUUACAAAUAUACAGUUUUCUGCAGACCUAAAUAACUCUGCUUCACCUGUCUACAAUCAUACAGUGGCAAAUCUGACUCAAACGCUAAAUAACCUCUUCAAAGGCACCAGUAUAAACAGCACAUUCAUCAACUGUGAAAUCAAAGGAUUAAGGCAAGGAGACAGUACAAGUGGAACAACCAUUGAUGCCGUCUGCACUAUUAAGAAUGAUUCAUCAGGCCCACAGUUUGACAGAGUAAAUGUGUAUCAGGAUGUGAGCCGAGCAACAAGAAAUAUCACCGUAUUAGGCCCGUAUACACUUCAGCCUGACAGCCUCUAUGUGAAUGGUUAUAAUGAGAAAAGGACAGUGACAUCUGCACCAACAACUAUGAUUCCAAGCUACCAGGUGUUCACAGUUAAUUUCACUAUAAAUAAUUUGCUGUUUGAACCUCAGCUUCUGAAUCCAUCAUCCAAUUAUUACCAGUCUGCAGUCACUGUCAUACUUUACUUGUUAAACAGAACAUUUGAGAAUACAUCCAUAAAGACUACAUUUACUGGCUGCCAGAUCGAUGGAUUCCGGAAGGCGAUUACUGGAAAUGGAACUGCAUUAAAUGCAAUGUGCCAAAUCAGGACUGAUUCUUCAAGUCCGGAAUUUGACAGAGUUAAAGUAUAUCAUGACUUCAGUAGCAACACAAAUAAAAUCACCAUACUGGGUGCAUAUAAUCUGCAGAAUGACAGCCUGUAUAUAAAUGGUUAUAAUGAGGGAAAUCCAUUGACACAGAAUGUGACCCCAGCAGUGAAUUACCAAAAUUUCACGGCAAAUGUUACUAUAACGAACCUACUGUUUGUACCUCAGCUUAAGGAUCCAACAUCUGCUUACUAUAAAUCAGCUGCAGCAACUAUAAUUGCUUUGUUUGGCAACAUUUUCAAGAACAGUACAAUCAAUGAUACAUAUGAAGGCUGUCAAGUAGACAGCUUUAGCAAAGAAUCCAGUGGGUCUGCAACUAAAGUGAAUGCCAUCUGCUUAAUUAGAGUUGAUGCCUCAAGUCCUCCUUUUGACAGAGUUAAAGUGUAUAAUGAGGUUAGCCUCAGCACAAGUAAUAUCACUGUGAUGGGAGUAUAUCAUCUACAAAAUGACAGCUUGUAUAUAAAUGGUUAUAAUGAAAAAUACCCGGUGUCACCAUUUUCAACUGUAGAACCAAUUAUCAAUGUUGUCACUAAUCAACCUGUGGGAAGUGGAACUCUUCAGGACUUUAGAAUAAACUUCACCGCAACAAACUUCUACUAUACUCCUGCCCUCCAAAACUCUUCAUCAGCAAUAUAUCAAGCAGAUGCAAGAUAUAUAUUUAAUCUGAUUGCUAAUGCACUUAGUAGCAGCGCCAUAAGAAACAACUUUAAAGGGUGUACUGGAAUUUCAUUCAAGCCAACAGAUAGUACGUCAUCUACUUCAGUGAAUCUGAUUUGCAAAUUUCUGCCUGAUAAUAUCAUUAAGUACUUUAAUGAGGUACUUGUAUACAGAGAACUGAGAGCCGUGACCCAAACCUUUACUCUGCUAGGAAACUAUGAUCUGAUGAGCACUAGUGUGUAUGUAAACGACUACAGGGAACUACCAGCUACAACUACUCCUCCCAUAACUACGUUACCGCCAAUCAUUGGAUACAGUAUCACCUUUACAAUCAUAAAUGCCAACCUCUCAACAGAAGACCCCAACUCUGAUGAAUAUAAAGCUAUAGCAGCAAAUAUUACGAAGAAGCUUCAAGAUCUAUACAACUCCAAUAGUUUAAAGGACAAGUUUCUUUAUUGUGAAGUUACUCAUCUAAGGAUUGGAUCCAUACACGCUAGCUGCAAUUGUUAUUUUCACAACAGCACAAAUAUUAACAGUGACCUUGUUCAGAAUGCCUUCAUUGAAGGAACAAACACCACACAGUUACUUGGAGGAUACUAUCAGCUUCAACCCAGUUCCUUGGUAGUAAAGGAAAAUCCGGCAGGCGUGCAGCCAUACCAACAACCAUAUGAACUUCCGUACUGGGCUAUCAUCCUGAUCUCACUUGGAGUGCUACUUGUGAUGAUUCUGCUCUUCCUUUGCUGUUUCUUGCUUGCAUUUUGUUUAAAAAGGAGACUGGGAUCGUACAAGAUGGAACAGAGUCCAUAUGGGGAAUAUUUUUCUCAUUUAGAUCUCAGAAAGCAUUACUGAGGAUACAUACCUUUUGGCAUCACCACAUUAUUAUCCAAUCCUCCAUCAAGACACUUCUAUCAUUGGCACUUUUUUUUUAUGAAACAAUAACAGGACUAUUCCUUAUUCCUUGUGGUAUAUUUAUGUUUACAUUUUAUGAAACAAUUUAUGCAUGGAAAAAUGCUAGGAAUACAUAUCAGUCCAUUGUGAUUCUAUCCAUAUUUUCAUACUGGCAACUUUUUUGUUAUUUCUAGAGAGAAAUGUUUGCAGUACAAAGUAUUACAUAUGAAAUGAGCUACAGUGUUUACUUUUAAAAAUACAAUUGUUACAACCAAAGAAUGUCUGUAAGCAGAGUAUUACGUGCAAUACUAAAUUUAUAUUUAAGCUUCUGUAAUUUUGGACUGAGGUUUUUAUUAAAAUAAUUCAGAGCAGUUUACCACUAAAUAUAUGUUUUGUAAAAGUACAUUGUAAAUGUGUACAUGUAAUUUGUAAGGUUUUCAGACUGUGGAUGUGUUCUUAAUUUUUGUAAUGUACAUUGUGCUUCAAAAUUAAAGUAUCCUGCUAGGAGUCAGAUGACAUAAACAAAUAAAAUUAUUUAUUGUGCAGCAAA
Molecule: messenger RNA, 16103 nt
Organism: Protopterus annectens (West African lungfish)
Lineage: Eukaryota; Metazoa; Chordata; Ceratodontiformes; Protopteridae
Product: mucin-17-like
Exons: 39
Coding region: 65-15514 (5149 amino acids)
Source: RefSeq, a predicted model, not a curated record